Molecule: messenger RNA, 1002 nt
Organism: Camellia sinensis
Lineage: Eukaryota; Viridiplantae; Streptophyta; Magnoliopsida; Ericales; Theaceae
Source: RefSeq, a predicted model, not a curated record
AUGUGGCGACUGGCUUCCCUUUUCAUAGGGGAUGACGAAGUCGUUGGCAUUGAAUCUCCCAGAUAUGAACUGAUAAGCAGAUUGGUUGACAAAAAUCAAUCACAACGAGCAGUGAUCUCGGUGGUUGGGAUGGGUGGAAUCGGCAAGACCACUCUUGCCAAGAAAAUUUAUGACAGCCAAGAAACCGCACACUUCAAUUGCAAAGCGUGGAUCACUAUCUCUCAAUCAUACAAGCCAGAGGAGCUCCUCAAAAAAAUGAUAAAGCAGCUAUCGGGAAGCGAUGUUCUACCCGACGAGGGAAUUGAGUCACUCAUUGACAAGUUAAGAGGAUAUUUAUCCAAAAAGAGGUACAUCAUCAUGUUUGAUGAUGUAUGGGAAACUGAUUUUUGGGGAUCCAUAAGACAUGCUUUACCCAAAAACAGUGACGGCAGUCGGGUAAUCAUCACCACACGUAGUGAGCAAGUUGCUACAUUUUGCAAAGAAACUUCAGUGGAUCAUGUCCACGAACUUGAAGCCCUAUCCGAAGAGAAGGCUUGGGAACUCUUCUGCAAGAAAGCUUUCCAAUUGGAUUGUCCCCCUCAGUUGAAGGAAGUAUCACAAGCAAUUGUUAGAAAGUGUCAAGGUUUGCUACUUGCAAUUGCAGCUAUAGGUGGUCUCUUGUCCACCAAAAAAAAGGACAUAUCCGAAUGGCGAAAAUUCUAUGAUGGCAUGAACUCUGAGUUAAAAAGGAAUCCUAAUCUUAAAAGCAUUAGCAAAAUUUUGUUGUUCAGUUAUAAUGAUCUGCCUCACCACCUCAAAUCUUGUUUCUUGUACUUUGGCAUAAUGCCAGAAGACUACUCUAUCCAAGCUGGAAGACUAAUUCGGCUAUGGAUAACUGAGGGUUUUGUUGAAAAGCAGAACAGAAAAACAUUGGAAGAAGUUGCAGAAGAAUACUUGACUGAGCUGAUCCAUAGACGCCUAGUUCUAGUGUCAACAACAAAAAUUGAUGGAUACAUGAUGUAG